Molecule: messenger RNA, 2610 nt
Organism: Thunnus maccoyii (southern bluefin tuna)
Lineage: Eukaryota; Metazoa; Chordata; Actinopteri; Scombriformes; Scombridae
Gene: dnajc25
Product: DnaJ (Hsp40) homolog, subfamily C, member 25
Exons: 5
Coding region: 16-1212 (398 amino acids)
Biological process (GO): protein folding
Cellular component (GO): endoplasmic reticulum membrane
Source: RefSeq, a predicted model, not a curated record
GUAAGACAAUCUUUGAUGCUUCGUCAGCUUUCCGUCCCGCCGCGUCCUGAUGAUGUAAGCAGUGUGCGACCGGACAGGCUAGGCUCCGGUUGUCAGCAGGCUGCGGUGCGGAUGGAGAUGGCUGCCGUCACGCAGCGGAGCCGCGGCGGCGGUGGAGGGUUUGCUGUGUGUCAGCGGUCGGUGACGCCGUGGUGGCGGCUUGCGGUGCUCCUGUUCUCCGUGUCCUCGCUGCCGGCGGCAGCAGCGCUAGUGGAGGGCCUGUACUGCGGCACGGAGGUCUGUUACGAUGUGCUCGGCGUCACCCGGGAGGCCUCCAAAGCGGAGAUCGCCCGGGCUUACCGGCAGCUGGCUCGCCGGUAUCAUCCGGAUCGGUUCCGGCCGGGAGAGCCCGGCUCAGAGGGAGAGACCCAGGAGUCCGCCCAGAAGAAGUUCCUGCUCAUCGUGACUGCGUACGAGACGUUAAAGGAUGAGGACACCCGGCGAGACUACGACUACAUGCUGGACCAUCCUGAGGAGUACUACCAACACUACUACGCCUACUACCGCCGACAGCUCACCCCCAAAGUGGACGUCAGAGUCGUUAUCCUGGUCACCAUCUGUGCCAUCUCCAUCUUCCAGUACUACAGCUGGCACAGCAGCUACAACGAGGCCAUUAACUACCUGGCGACGGUCCCCAAGUACCGGAUCCAGGCCACCGAGAUCGCCAAGCAGCAGGGCCUCCUCAACCGCACCAAGGAGAAGGGCAAGAACCGCCGCUCCAAAGAGGAGAUCCGGGAGCAGGAGGAGGAGGUGAUCCGUGACAUCAUCAAAACCAAAAUCGACAUCAAAGGAGGCUACCAGAAGCCCAACCUGUCAGACAUCCUGCUGUGUCAGAUCGUGCUCUUCCCUUACUACAUGACCAACUACGUUACCUGGUACGUCUCCUGGAUUUACCGCUUCACCAUCUGCAGGGAGGAGUACGGAAACGAGGAGAAGCUUUACUUAAUCAGGAGGUACAUGAAGAUGUCUCAGUCUCAGUUUGACAGUCUGGAUGAAAACAACAGACAGUCCUUCCUGGAUAAACAGCUCUGGAUCAAAGAAAACUAUGAGGUGUACAAAAAAGAGCAGGAGGAGGAGAUGAAGAUUAAGAUGGCGACCGACCCAAGGAUGAAGAGGUACCGGCGCUGGAUGAAGAACGAGGGACCAGGCCGGCUGACCUUCAUCGACGACUGACGACCACACGCUCCGUCUGUAUCAUACACAUCUGCCUCAGUGCCAACAUCCACGGACAACACAUGCCGUGCUGUGUGGAGAAAUACCUGUACAGAAAGAUUAACUAUGCCUGUUUAUAUAGUGAGAGAUAUUUUCAUAGCGUUCAGGCCUCAUACAAGGGGAUGACUGAGUGGAAUAAACUGUGGGCUGGAGCUUCAGAUUUUUGAGUAAUUUUUUUUACAUCAUGCUUUUUGUUUCAAACCAAGUCAAUUUCAUUUUUAUUGAAGUUUAAUGAUUUUCUUCUAAAAAAAACAAAAAAACCCCAAAAAAACUAACUUUCUCCAGCCAUUUUUUGUCUCCUGCUGGUAAAAUCAGAUGGAUGAGUGAGUUUUGAUGUAAUUAUAUUCAUUAUCUGGGUGCAAGAUGAUGAUGAACAGACCGUCCAGUAACCAGAACAUUUGACCAACAGCCAACAGUAUUGUUAAACUGUCCUUGGGUAAGGCGUUGGACCACAACCUUCUUACUCUAAAUGUCCAAAAUGUAAAAUGAGUGAAAAGUAUUUGCUUUUAUAAUGAAUAAAGGGCCAGAGUGUAUAUUUUUACGAACAGUGAUGAGAAGAGGUGUAUUAAUUUGAACUCUGUGUGUCCAGAACAGAGAUAGGUUUAGGACGUAUUUAGCCUAGCUUAGCACAAAGACAGUAAAAACAGGGGAACUUUUAUCCUAGCUCCAUCAAAGGUUUCUUUUUAAAAUCCACCUUCCAACGACAGAAAAAGCUGUCUGGUUUACAUGUUGUAUCUCAUUUAUUGAACGGGUAAAAAACAGAAAUGUAAAAAAGAGGCAUUUUGUGACUGGCUUGCUAGCUAACAAGAAAGACAUGGCCAACAGAUAAAACUGAUCUUCUCAUCUGACUCUGGGGAAGUCGACAGUUUCCUUUGCUAACCAGGAGAACACAUCAAUGUAAAGAAGAAAGCAAACUGAGGACAUUGAUAAAUUGGUUGGUACAUACAGUAACAGAUGGUUUAAACAGGUUUUUUUCCUCCAGUGUGUUUCUAACUGUCCCUUCUGAUCUGAUCUGAUCUGAUCUGAUCUGUCGUGAAAGCUUUUUAAACAGGACACUCAAAACACACAGAAAAGCAUAAAGGCACAGACAUUUCAGAUGUUUAUGUGAAUCAAACAGUCUUAUUGUUUAAGUGGAAGCCAAAGUCACUGCUGCAAUAUCUGUACAUUGUGCAACAAUAGAUCAUUAUCUCACAAGGAGCCUGUUAUCGUGGUUUCUGCUCUAUUCACAAGUUCAGAUGGCUGCUUACUGUUUACUGCAUUUUAAAACUUGGUUUUACUUAUUUAUUGUUUCACAUUUCAUUUGUCUUUUUGUUGUAAGUUUGGUGUUGAGGUGGCAUUAAAGUUAUACUGUAACGUUAA